Cuculus canorus (common cuckoo) is the source of this 3796-nucleotide messenger RNA. It is a transcript of the gene FSBP, whose product is annotated as fibrinogen silencer binding protein. The coding region runs from base 1480 to 2376 and encodes 298 amino acids. The transcript is spliced from 2 exons. The record is from RefSeq and is a predicted model, not a curated record. NCBI's taxonomy places the organism in Eukaryota, Metazoa, Chordata, Aves, Cuculiformes, Cuculidae.
AGAGUAUGGGGAAAUAGGGAAGGAUUAAGUGUUUAAUGUGAUGGUUUUCAUACAUUGCUUCUAACCACAGAGUAUUUUGUUGCUCAAAUUCUAGUGUAAUGGGCUUCAGACCAUAAAAUGCUUUAUUUAAUCUUGACUUGAAAGCAAUCCCAGCAAAGUGGACUGCUUGUAGUUUCCCUGGGUGGUACACACAAGCCAAGUCGCAGAAGUGGAUCCAAACGUGCUUGUUAUUCUAAAUGCUAAUUGAUUUUUAGCAGUUAAAAGUCUCCCUUUGUUUAGUUUGAAUUUCUUGUUUUGAACACGGCUUGUGUCUGCUUUGUUUUUUUUUCCCCCUCAGAGCAAACAAGUUUAUACCCAGAUCUUUAUAGCCUUAAGAUAUUUCAAACUAUAAUUAGAUUUCUCUUUCCUUCCCCCCCCCUUCCAGGCUCCCUUGUUUUCAAGGCUGAACACGUUAGGCUUGAGAAGCUGUUGCCACUAUCUCAGAUGGUGUUUGUUUCCACCCUCUGCACUCUUAUGGUCGAGCACCUCAUUUUUCAAACUUAGUUUCUGCUUUUUUUUUUUGCAUUUGAGAGCACCCUUCCUUACCUCUGCGGGUUUUUCUCUUUCUGCGGUUUGUUAGUUUAGCUUAGACCAUAGAAAUUUCAAGCCUCGCACGCAUUUUUAUGCGAAGACUUGGCUUAAGGUGCGUAGUUUCCGAGCAAACAUCACAAACACGCACCCACAGCGUGCGCAUCUCGUUCAUAAAUCCAGAUUGUUAUCCCGAAGGUAUUAUUACAGCAGUGGGCUGUUUCCCGGUGGAUAUCACGAUAAUCCCGGUAUCCUCUAACGCGCCAGCCCCUGCCGUUUCCCAGUCCCGGCGGAUCGGAGGGCGGCGUUGGCGCCGCGGCCUCUUUAAGGGCUGCCGGGCGCGGGCGAAGCCUCGCCUUAGCGGCCCCCGCUGCCGCGGGACCGGCUCUACGCAAACAGCGCAGCGGGGCGGGCGGGGGGCGGUUGCGCGCGCGCCGCCCGCGCCCCCUGCACAAAGCAAUUGUUGCUUUUUGGGGCGGGGGGGAGCGUCCUUACGUGUAAAAUCAAUCUCGAGCGCGGUUUCAGUUCGAGAGAGCUGGGGAGAUGUGUCAGAGCUUGUUACCCGAGCUAAAUUAGGUAAUUUUUAGCUGGGUAAACGUUGCUAAUCUUUAAACCUUUAUGUUUUUAAAUCCUGCGUGUGCCUGGUCUCUUCACACAAAAGUGUAUUUUGCUUGUUUCUUCCCGUCUUCUUCAGUCUGAAGCCUUAUGUAGGUCAGGCUUGGCUUAAGCAGAUUUCCUGAACCUGCGUCAGCUUAAGCUGAAGGAAUUUUAAUAAACCCUCCCUUGUAGGCGUGGGCCUAAAUGAGACUAGCCUAGUUAAGCCUGAUCUUUUUCUGUUUGUGAAAAAGAGCUGAGCAGAGCUAGGGACUGCAUGGUGGCUUCAGGAACGGCUUCCUUAAUUCCAAGAUAACAAUGGUUGGGAAGGCCAGAUCUUCUAAUUUUACCUUAUCUGAAAAGCUCGAUUUGCUAAAACUGGUGAAGCCUUACGUUAAAAUUCUUGAGGAACAUACCAAUAAGCAUUCUGUAAUAGUGGAAAAAAACAAAUGCUGGGAUAUCAUAGCUGAUAACUACAAUGCCAUCGGAGUAGAUCGCCCUCCUCGCACUGCACAGGGCCUGCGCACGCUGUACAAGAGGCUCAAAGAAUAUGCCAAGCAGGAGCUAUUGCAGCAAAAGGAGACUCACUCAGACUGUAAAAGCAGCAUUUCCGAGCCAACCAAGAAAGUUGUGGAGAUGAUUCCACAGAUUUCCAAUGUGUGUUUAAGGGACAGGAGCGGUGUUCAAAGUGCUAGUAUCGAUAAAGAAACAAUUGCUGGUACCAGUUCACCACAGGCAAUGUUGGAUCACCAUCCCACGACAGUCAUGAUGGAGUUGCAAUCAGAAGAGGAUGUCAAACCUCCUCCCUCUUUGAUUAUAGACUCACAGCAAAAUGAGACCUUAGAACAAGAGGAAGAACACCAGCUGGUCCAUAUUAUGGAACGAUCUCCUUCAACAUCAGUAUCUUCAGUUGAUAUGAGAGUGAUGAUGUCUCCCUCUCCUGUACCAAGAAGAGAUGAGUUUUUUAGGCUUGAGGUUGGAGAACGCUUUAGACCAAUGUGUGGGUAUGACCCGCAGAUGUUACAAAUGCUGAAAGAAGAGCAUCAAAUAAUAUUAGAAAAUCAGAGAAAAAUUGGUCUUUAUGUCCAAGAAAAAAGGGAUGGUUUGAAAAGAAAGCAGCAACUGGAAGAAGAACUGUUGAGAACAAAAAUCAAAGUAGAGAAGCUGAAGGCAAUACGACUACGCCGUGAUCUGCCAGAAUACAGCAAUAUCUAAAUAUUUUAUUACUUCUGUCAUAUUCUUUGAAAUACUUAAUAAUAAAUGCUUUUGCCCUAGCAAAAUUGUUCCUUAUGUUAAUAUGGAUGGAUCAAGAUCUGGGCUUAAGAGAUGAAAGCAGAUUUUCCGUGUUGUUGCUUAUGUACCUUAGAAAAAUACCUUAUGGUAGCCUUCUAUGGGUUUGAAUGCACCAACUCUACUGGUCUGAAGUAUGGUCGAAUCCUGUAUAUUUAGUGUUUAGGUUGAUAAAAAUCCAAACUUUUAAAACAUUUCCACUUGUCUCUGUUAGAGUUGUUAUGAGCUAAUGGAAAUUUAGCUCAACUCUUUAAAAAUUUUGAUCACAUGCAUUAUUUUUUCAAGUGAUUACCUAUCCUUUAACAUCUUAUUGAAGUUACAGCUUAAUAAUCACAUUUAAAAAGGAGGACUAAGAAGCUAUAUUUAAAUGUCUUAUUCUUUUCAAGUUGGUAAAUCUUAUGACGGUGAGAUUUUGCUUUUACAUCAGCUUGGAAAAAAAAGGUACUGGAUUGCUAUAUUUUUUUAAUGUUCAGUAGACAGUCGAAUAAAUGUACAUCUUUAAAAAAGUUAAUACUUUCUAUUGUUUCCAGUGGAGGAGUGUUUCCAGAGGCGUUAUCAAAAUAGAAACAAUGAAUGCAACACUUGGUUUUUAAAACUGCAUGCAUGUGUAAUUUGUGUGUACAGUUACCAUGAUCGUAUGUUCAGUUAUAGUAAUUGGAUACUGGUGAUCCACCACAAAAAUGUCUAAUUUCCUCAUUUGCAUGCAUGAUUACUGCAGUGCAUGUGCAACCAAGAGAGUUGCAGGUGCCUUUGAUCAGUAUCACUUUGACUAGAAGCUACUGAAAUGAAAUAAUUUCUGUAUGUAAGUAACGUUACUGAAAUCAACAGAAGGUUCUUUGUUAUUCUGGGUACCUUUUAUAAAUGCUGCUGUUCUGGUCUUUUGAUUAGUUUCAAAUAAAAUGCUCAAAAUGAAAAAGAUACUGAUUCUUCUGUCUGUCCUAGUAGCAGCCGUUUCCUCUGCAGUAACUAUCAACAUUCAUAUCUGGAAAGCCUAAGUCCCAGGUGAUUUAUUUCUUCAUAAUCCUUAGUCUCCUGCCUGUUACGAAUGGAUCCGCAACACCUUUGACCUCUGGCUCCAUAUUCCCUGUAACAAUACUUUCUCCUUCCUCUAACCUUUAGCACAAGAAAAGGAAAUGAAGCACAGCAUCAAGGGAGAAGAGAGAGUAAAGGAGAUGUAAUUUCUCCUGUGCCUCCAUCUCAGAGGGCCCCAACCACAGAAAGAACAAAAGCAAUAGGAAGGAGAAUAUUUCUUCCUGCAGCUGCUUGUAACUGUUACUUGUGUCACCACUGUUUUCCCAAAUUUGCUUCUUUCUCCGUUCCCAUAGCAUAUGAACACGGGGCACUG